ACAGCAUAACUUCACCCACUUGCAGCCGGUUUCCUUACCUUCCUUCUAACUGAUAAAAGAAUCUUCGCGUUUCUCUCCAUUUUCAUUUGCCGGAAAGUUUCUCAUUUAAAUCUUUUCCGCACCUCAUUGAACAGAAAAUUUUUCAGCAAGUGAUUUCAAACACACAAGCCAUGAACGUAGAGGAAGAAGUUGGGCGGCUCAAAGAAGAAAUCAAGCGGCUUGGCAAGAUCCAACAAGAUGGUUCUUACAAGGUCACAUUCGGUGUGCUGUUCAAUGAUGAUAAAUGUGCAAAUAUAUUCGAAGCCUUGGUUGGCACAUUGAGAGCAGCAAAGAAAAGAAAAGUUGUCGCAUAUGAUGGUGAGCUACUGCUUCAGGGAGUUCAUGAUAAUGUGGAAAUCACCCUCAAACCCUCUCCCACAGCAGAGGCUGUGGGAAGUGCUUCUGUUGUAAAGAAAUAAUGUGUUGUUUGCUGCCAUUACACACUGCUGCCUUUUGGGAUAAGUGUACUAAUAUCCUCAUCUGAUGCCCAUUCCGUGUUUGACUAUAAAUGAACCAUUCAGUAUUGUUUGCUUCCCUUCAA
Molecule: messenger RNA, 580 nt
Organism: Malania oleifera
Lineage: Eukaryota; Viridiplantae; Streptophyta; Magnoliopsida; Santalales; Ximeniaceae
Product: costars family protein
Exons: 2
Coding region: 171-458 (95 amino acids)
Biological process (GO): regulation of actin filament-based process
Source: RefSeq, a predicted model, not a curated record